CAGGAAUGGAUUAUCACAUCCGAUCAGCUGAGCCCAGGGACUCCCCCCACAUUAUGGCCAUGAUCCGGGAACUGGCAGAAUAUGAAAAAAUUACUCACUUUAUCAAACUGACUGAGGAAGUUUUGCACAGAGAUGGCUUUGGGGACAAUCCUUGGUUUCGAUGUCUGGUGGCGGAGCGGCCAGAGAAUGAACCAAGCGAAACAGGACCCCCCUUUGCAGGAUACGCUCUUUUUGCAAACAGUUACAGUAGCUGGACUGGACGGACCCUGCACCUCGAGGACAUCUAUGUGUCUCCCCAAUUCAGAGGUCGGGGUCUUGGAAAGAAACUGAUGAAAAAAGUGGCUCAGGAAGGCCUAAAGUCUGGUUGCUCCCAGAUACACCUCUCUGUCCUGAAGUGGAAUAAUCCAGCUAUUCACCUUUACAAAUCUCUAGGUGCGGAGAGCCUUACCGAGGACCCUGGUUACCAAGUGAUGUCUUUCAAUUUGGAGGCUCUAAAGAACAUGGCAAAAGAAGAGCAACUUUCAUGUACACUCUGAAACUGAUCAGCAAGACAAAGACUAAAUGCCCACCUACUGUCAAUUCAACAUAAAAACUGUAUCUAGCUUCUAAUAUUCCAUGGUCAGACUAAGACAUCACAACCACCUACUGCUAAUCCAACGUGAACAGCUCUGUAUGCAUCAUCUAUAUAAAUGGACUUGGUGUCCAUCUUUAGACAAAGACUGUACCCCACUUGUUAUCUGCAAAACGGUUAAAUUAUGCUCUACACCCGUUCUCCAUCGCACCUGGUCAAACACCCUAUAACCACCCACUCAAUGUUCAGGUUAACAUUUUGCACCACAACAGGGGAGAUGUAAUUAGUAAAACUAUUUUGUGCUGCAGUUUCUCUCUCUUUCCGAUACAUUGCCUAUUUUAUUUUGGGGGUUUAUAAAGUCACACAGUUUGCCUGGAAUCGUUGAUUUUUAUUUUCUUACUAUUUCAGUAUGGUCAGGCAAUGGAUGAAGAAUUCAGUCUCACCUUUCGUCAUUUCCAUUAAAUUUCUAUUAGGGGCUGAGCUGCGUACAUCAACUGAUAAGGAAGAAUUUCUGGAGUGAGUGGCCGUGGCUAAGGGGGCAGGUUUAUGAAGCCCCUCUUCUUAGAGCUUCUACUGAUUAAUCUUUGGAUCCAAGUCCAACAUCUAUAGAACUUUGUUCCAGAACCCUACAUUAUUCACACACACACUGUCUGAUAGCCAGCAGCCUACUCGAAGGCUAUAAUGAAGGUACAAUAAAGAUUAUUAAGGCUU
Messenger RNA from Pelobates fuscus (common spadefoot toad), 1282 nucleotides. RefSeq names its product thialysine N-epsilon-acetyltransferase-like. Lineage: Eukaryota; Metazoa; Chordata; Amphibia; Anura; Pelobatidae. The record is from RefSeq and is a predicted model, not a curated record. The transcript is spliced from 6 exons. Gene Ontology annotation, molecular function: N-acetyltransferase activity. The coding region runs from base 6 to 536 and encodes 176 amino acids.